UAUUUACAAGCGACAAUAUUACAAAUAAUAGGCUACACGCCGUCAUGAAUGAGUAGUCCACUCUUGCAAAAGAUCUUAAAUUUUAUUUAUCAUUCAAAGGAUUUUUUUAACGAUGGAAUCCGCAGGACAAAGACGAGAAUGGCAGUGCUGGUGGAUUGCUUUGUGUUUCUCUUUGCUGCUGAGCUUCGGGAUGCAGGUUUCAACUCAAAUACGAUAUUCUAUACCAGAGGAGGUAAUUGAGGGAUAUGUUGUUGGAAAUAUUGCAAAGGAUCUAGGUCUUGAUGCGAAUACCUUGAUGGACAGGCGUUUCCGUAUCGUCUCCGGAUCGAAAGAUGCUCUUUUUGAGGUAAAUCAAAACAAUGGCGAAUUAUAUGUUAGUAAGAAAAUAGACAGAGAGGAGUUGUGUGAUGGAAAUAGCUUGUGCGUAAUAAAUCUGAAAAUCGCCGUUGAAAAUCCACUUGAAAUACAUUACGCUGGAGUAGAAAUUACAGACGUGAAUGAUCACAGUCCUCAUUUUCCCGAGAAAGAACAGCAUUUUGAAAUAUCUGAAAGCGCCGUGGCAGGGGCACGCUUUGAAUUACAAACUGCAAGAGAUCCAGACACUGGAAGCAAUUCCAUUCGUUUUUAUAAACUAGUAAAGAAUAAUUAUUUUGAGCUGGAAAUGAGAGGUGACGAAGAGGAAAAGAAUCCAAUUUUAGUCUUACUUAAACCUUUAGACAGGGAGCAAAAUUCAGAGCACAGACUUGUGUUGACUGCAGUGGAUGGAGGCAUCCCUCCGAAGUCAGGUGCUUUAAAUAUUAUUAUUACUGUCCUUGAUAUCAACGAUAACCGCCCUGUAUGUAGUAAAGAUCUAUAUUCAGUAACUCUUCCAGAAAACACACCUAUAGGGACAGCAAUAGCGCGAGUAAACGCUACUGAUUCUGAUGAGGGCUUAAAUGGAGAGGUUAUUUACACUCUGGGAAAAACUAGCAGGCGGAAAGUACAUGAAACAUUUAGCCUUGAUAGUGUAACUGGCGAAAUUCAAAUUAAAGAGCCAAUUGAUUUUGAGGAGAACGAUAUACACAGGUUGACCGUCCAGGUCACGGAUAAAGGACAGCCGCCGAUGACCACUGACUGCAGAGUCAUUAUAAAGAUCACUGAUGAGAAUGAUAAUAAUCCCGAGAUAGAUGUCACGUCCCUUUCUAACAUAAUUUCCGAGAAUUCAAAACCUGGAACUGUGAUAUCUCUGAUUAGUGUGUCAGAUAAAGACUCUGGUGUUAAUGGCAAGGUUGUUUGUAGUCUUUCAGACAAUGUUCCGUUCGAAUUAAAACCAUCUGUUCAGGAAAAUUUGUAUUCUUUAAUUACUAAAGAGUACUUGGACAGGGAACUUGUCGCAGAUUAUAAAAUCACAAUCAAAGCCAGUGAUCUUGGCCAGCCGCCUCUUUCUUCUUUUAAAACUGUUACUGUGCAGGUGGCUGAUGUUAAUGAUAACAAACCAGAGUUUGCCAAAAAUCCCCUCGAGCUGUAUUUAGUGGAAAAUAACACGCCUGGUGCAUCAGUAUUCUCUGUGAGCGCGUCAGACAAAGAUCUAAACGAAAAUGCUGCUCUCUCAUAUCACAUAGUUAGAGGGAAUGGAUCAGAGAGUGACAUGUCUUCGUUCCUCAGUAUUAACCAUGAAACUGGCGUUAUACAUGCGCUAAAAAGUUUUGAUUUUGAAACUGUUAAAAAGUUCCAGUUCAACGUUGCUGCUACAGACUCUGGAACUCCACCACUUAGCAGUAACGUGACAGUGAACGUGUUUAUUCUGGAUCAGAACGACAACGUUCCAGUGAUCUUAUAUCCAGUCAGCGCUAACGGUUCUGCUGAGGGUGUGGAAGAGAUUCCCCGUAAUGUGAACGCAGGUCAUUUGGUGACUAAAGUCAGAGCCUAUGACGCAGAUAUAGGAUACAACGGCUGGUUAUUGUUUUCACUGCAGGAAGUUAGUGAGCACAGUCUCUUUGGUUUGGACCGCUAUACAGGACAGAUAAGGACCCUUCGCUCAUUCACAGAAACAGACGAGGCCCAGCAUAAACUGCUCAUACUGGUCAAAGACAAUGGGAACGUUUCACUCUCAGCAACAGCGACUGUGAUUGUCAAAGUUGUGGAGCCCAAAGAGGCUUUUGCAGCUUCUGAUGUGAAAAACGCAGUAAAAGACGAGGAGGAAAACGACGUGACGUUUUAUUUGAUCAUCACUUUGGGCUCGGUUUCAGUGCUUUUUGUCAUCAGCAUCAUCGUGUUGAUUGUAAUGCAGUGCUCCAAAUCUACAGACUAUUCGUCCAAGUAUUUGCAGGACACAAAUUACGACGGGACUCUGUGUCACAGCAUCCAGUACAGAUCUGGAGACAAACGGUACAUGUUAGUUGGACCCAGAAUGAGUAUCGGUUCUACAAUUGCACCAGGCAGUAAUAGGAAUACUCUAGUGAUACCAGAUCGCAGGAGGAGAGAUUCUGGAGAGGUAAGCGAAUUUAAAGAAAUAUGGUGACUGCUUUGGUUAUUU
Megalobrama amblycephala (Wuchang bream) is the source of this 2515-nucleotide messenger RNA. Its product is annotated as protocadherin gamma-A11-like. Gene Ontology annotation, molecular function: calcium ion binding. Gene Ontology annotation, biological process: homophilic cell-cell adhesion. The transcript has a single exon. NCBI's taxonomy places the organism in Eukaryota, Metazoa, Chordata, Actinopteri, Cypriniformes, Xenocyprididae. Gene Ontology annotation, cellular component: plasma membrane. Bases 113 to 2500 code for a protein of 795 amino acids. The record is from RefSeq and is a predicted model, not a curated record.